Molecule: messenger RNA, 2315 nt
Organism: Apus apus (common swift)
Lineage: Eukaryota; Metazoa; Chordata; Aves; Apodiformes; Apodidae
Gene: DIPK2A
Product: divergent protein kinase domain 2A
Exons: 3
Coding region: 63-1352 (429 amino acids)
Biological process (GO): cardiac muscle cell proliferation; regulation of phosphatidylinositol 3-kinase/protein kinase B signal transduction
Cellular component (GO): COPI vesicle coat
Source: RefSeq, a predicted model, not a curated record
GGCGCGGCCGGGGCGGGGAGCGAGCGCGGCGGGGGGGGACCGGCCUGGCCCGGUCCGGGACGAUGCUGCGGCUGGUGUCGCUGAAGUUGGGGCGGCUGUACCGCUACGUGAAGCUGGCGGUGCUGGGCAGCCUGGCGGCGGCGCUGGUGCUGAACACGCACUCGCUGCUGGCCUCGCUGCAGCGCAACGAGCUGUCGGAGCGGCGCUUCCUCCAGCUCAAUAAGUGCCCGGCCUGCUGGGGCACCAGCUGGUGCCGCAAGUUCCUCAACGGGCAGCUGCGGCUGGAGAGCUGGGGCCGCCUGCGUCUCUUCGACUUCUUCAACGUCAAGAACGUCUACUUCGCCCGCUACGGGGAGCCCCGCGAGGGCAGCCGCCGCGUCGUGCUCAAGCGCCUGGGCUCCGCGCAGGAGCUGGCCGACAUCGACACCAAGAUCUGCCGCCGCGCCACCGGCAGGGGCCGCUGCGACCUCCUGCAGGCCCUGCACGCCACCGAGUUUGCCAGUCUCAACGGCGACGUGCGGCUCCUCACCCCCGACGCCGUGGAGGGCUGGUCGGACCUGGUGCACUGCCCCUCGCAGCGCCUGCUCGACCGCCUGGUCCGCCGCUACGCCGAGACCAAGGACUCGGGCAGCUUCCUGCUGCGCAACCUGAAGGACUCGGAGCGCAUGCAGCUCCUCAUCACCCUCGCCUUCAACCCCGAGCCGCUGGUGCUGCAGAGUUUUCCAUCUGAUGAGGGUUGGCCAUUCGCGAAGUACUUGGGAGCGUGCGGAAGGAUGGUGGCAGUCAAUUACGUUGGAGAAGAGCUGUGGAGUUACUUUAAUGCACCAUGGGAGAAACGAGUGGAUCUGGCCUGGCAAUUAAUGGAAAUAGCUGAGCAGCUGACAAAUAAUGACUUUGAAUUUGCACUCUACCUCCUUGAUGUCAGCUUUGACAACUUUGCAGUUGGACCAAGAGAUGGGAAAGUAAUUAUUGUAGAUGCAGAAAAUGUUCUGGUUGCAGACAAAAGGUUAAUCAGACAGAAUAAACCUGAAAACUGGGAUGUAUGGUAUGAAAGCAAAUUUGAUGACUGUGAUAAAGAAGCUUGUCUGUCGUUCUCAAAAGAGAUUCUUUGUGCUCGUGUCACUGUGGACCACAAUUAUUAUGCUAUUUGUCAGAACCUUUUAUCAAGACAUGCCACAUGGCGUGGCACAUCUGGAGGACUACUUCAUGACCCCCCAGCUGAAAUUGCCAAAGAUGGCCGGCUUGAGGCCUUGCUGGAUGAGUGUGCCAACCCAAAGAAGCGAUACGGGAGAUUCCAAGCAGCAAAAGAACUGCGUGAAUACCUUGCACAGUUGAGUAACAACGUGAGGUAGUCCACAGUGAAAAUCUUUUGCAACACUGGCUGAAACACUAUUGCAAAGACACAUAGAAAAUGAAGUUUUGAACUUAUGUGUUAAAAAAAGAAAAUAAUAAUAAAAAUAAACUAGUUUAUCAGUUUUCUAAAUACCAUAAAAAUAGAAUUUUAUGGUGUUACAAUGUUUCUUUGCAAACAGACAAGGUACUUACUGAAUUAAAACUUGAGCUACUAUUGACACUUCUCCCUAACUGUUUAAAAGGGAGUAGGUCAAAAAAGACUGUGAUAGAUAAUUGACAGCUUGUGUGUCAAAGGGUACUUUACAUAAAACUGCAUUUGUGUCACAGUUUUGUGAAGCUGAUGUUCUUACUUGGAAAGUCAAGUUAGACUGAUGGCCUGUUUUAAAGGCCUUUUACCUAACAUCGUCUCAUUUUUGUGUUGUUUAAACACACUGAAGUGGCAUUUACAUCCAGGUAAAUCUAGCUGUGUGCAUUGUUUCAAGUUUAAUGGGCUGUCAUGUUAAUGCUGUGCAGUACAUUCCUACUGUGAGUGCAGGAUUCCCAUGUUUACUGUCCAAUUUUAGGGGGUUUUACACUAUUUUACUAUGCUUAGACAUUGUGUUGUUUAUUUUAAGAUUAUAAUGAACUGAAAUGUCAUUUGAACUAACAUUCAGUUGAUGUCUUUUGUAGUUCUACCAUUGGAAAUAUCACUUAAUGUAAUUAUUGUACAAAACUCGCCCUUGAUGCCAGUAUACACACAUGGCUGUUUAGCAUGGUAUGAGCAAACUCUUAUUUCUAACAGAGAUAAGUUGAGAAUUGGAGAGAUGCUACAAAAAAAACACAACAAACAAAAUCUGUAUUAAUUUAAUUUGGGGAUAAAAGCUUGACUAAAAUAAAAGUUCAGUAGUCCAGUGUAGUUAUGCAUAAACCAAAGAAAAUGAUUUUAUUAGUUUCUAAACAAAUAAUAAAGAAAAAAUGCUAUA